Cuscuta epithymum is the source of this 2416-nucleotide messenger RNA. NCBI's taxonomy places the organism in Eukaryota, Viridiplantae, Streptophyta, Magnoliopsida, Solanales, Convolvulaceae. The record is from the annotation of a GenBank genome assembly.
CCAAUACAAGGCUUAGGAUUUCAUACCUUGUAGAUGCAUGUCCACCUCCUGUGCUUGUUAAUGACGAUUCUAGCUUAGGAUUUUACUUGGCUUUAAAAAAAAUUGACACUGAGUAUGCUAAGUUUCCUUUGUGUGUUGAAUUGUUUACUGGUGAUUCUUGUGUUAAUGAACCAAUGUCAUUUGAGCAUUCUGCAUUUGCUGUCAAUGUUUCUUCCAAGUCACCAGCGAUUAAUGUGUUACAACAAGAUAUGUCUGCCAAUGUUCUUCCAAUUGAUCUCAAUGUAGCUGCCACUGCUUCACUUGAUCUUAAUGUGUCUGCUGGUUUUAAUCAGUCCAUGACUUCUGAAGAUACACAUUCAUCUUCUAUUGGAGUCUCAGUUUCAGCUUGUCCUUUUGAUCCUUUGGAACAUGAUUUAAUAGUUUCUAGGAGUUCUAGUGACACUUCAUCAAGUCAAGCUGUUAGUUUGAAUUCAAAUGGUCAUUUGGAUUCACUUUUUGUGGUUCCUAAUUUUGAAGUUGUUUCUCAGUUCCAUCCAACUCAUAUAGCCAUAGAUGCCGUAUACCAAACUAAACAGGCUUUAAGUUUCCAUUUAAAGGUUUAUGCCAUUUCAAACCACUUUCAAUAUAUGACCAAAACAUCAACCAAGAAAGUAUUGCAUGUUAUUUGUGUUGAUGUGGAGAACUGCAAGUGGGCUGUUCGUGGAGUGAGAUUGUCUGGAAGUAACAUGUUCCAAAUUAAAAGGUUCGAUUCUGAUCAUACAUGUUCUAUUGAUUUUAGGCAAGGUCGGCAUCGUCAAGCGACAGCUGAUGUUAUUGCAGAACUUAUUAAACACAGAUAUGCAGAUGCAUCUCGAAAACCGUAUGCUCCUAUUGACAUUAUUGUGGACAUGAAUAGAGACUAUGGUGUGAUGCUUCCUUACAAAAAAGCAUGGAAUGCGAACAAAAAGGCUCAGAUAAAAUCAAUGGGGUCCGAUGAGGAGUCUUACCAGCUUAUGCCAUUCAUUUCACAUGUUCUAAGAGAAAAAAAUCCAGGCUCAAAGAUAUCACUUAUUAUUGAUGAUCAUGAUCGUUUUAAGUAUUUUUUCAUGUCAUUACAUCCAUGGUUUGAAGGCUGGAAACAUUGUGUUCCAGUCCUUAUUAUUGAUGGUUCCUUCAUGAAGUCUUAUUAUAAAGGGACUUUAUUAACAGCAUGUGCCCAGGAUGCUAAUGACCAGAUUUUCCCGUUGGCGUUUGGUGUGUGUGACACUGAACGAAAGGACACGUGGCUUUGGUUGUUUAAGAUGCUCAAGGAAACUCUUGCUCAUAGAGAUGACUUAUUUAUUGUCUCAGAUCGUCAUGAGGGGAUUAUUCAUGCAGCAAGGGUAGUUUUUCCACACGCUGAACAUGGAUAUUGUGUUCAACACAUUUUAGGGAACAUUAGAACAAAGUUUAAAGGUUGUGAUGGGUUGGCAUGGAAGUUUAACCAGGCAGCCAGGGCUGCCUCUCCUGCUGAACUUGAAGAGUAUUUAGCUUUACUGGAUUCUGAAGACGCGGGUAUUCGUCCUUAUUUGAGUGCUAUUGGUUUUGAGAAGUGGACCCGUUGUUACAGUAGGCGCACUAGGUACUCUGUGAUGACAUCCAACAAUGCUGAGUCAAUGAAUUCUCUAGAUCGUAUCCCUCAGGAGUACCCUAUAGCAAAGUUGAUUGAUUUCCUUCGGGGCAGGAUGCAGAAAUGGUUCUGUGAACGUCGAGAAAAUGCUGAAAAGAAUAAAACUAUUCUUUCUGAAUAUUUUGAGACCAAGUUACGUUCUUUUCAUGCUCAGUCAUCUAUGAUGCUGGUGAAGCCUGCCAGUGCGUAUGAGUUCGAAGUUGUGGACAAAACCUCCAGAAUCUUUAUUGUUAAUUUGAAAGAAAAGACAUGUUCGUGUCGUGUUUUUCAACUGGAGCAUUUUAUAUGUGUUCACGGGGUUGCUGCAGUUGGUCACCGUCGAGGUUUAUCAUGUUAUGACUACAUCUCUAACUAUUAUUUCACACAUGCAUGGCUUAGCACAUAUAGUGGAGAGAUGCACCCUAUUGGUUCUUGGUUUGAUUGGGAGAUUCCAGAUCAUGUGAAAUCAGUUGUGUGCAAACCACCUACAUGUUUGACACGUCCUCCUGGUAGACCCAAAAAGAAGCGCAUACCCUCAACUGGUGAAUUUCCAUCACGUCAACGUUGUUCUCGGUGCAAGAAAGGUGGCCACAACAAAAAAUCUUGCACAAAUCCUAUAUCUGUUUCAAGAGCUUAAUAUGUCUAUUCCCAGUUGAACAUUGUUUCUUAUAUGAACUUUUGUACUUAACAAAGAUUAAUGUCAUUCUGUUUUAUGACAUUUAAUGUCAUUUAUGCUAUUCUAUGUAAUGUAUAUUCAAUGGAAUGGCUUAUUAUUGAAGUUUUUACCAA